ACAUGUAAACAUUUAAACAUGUAAACAUUUAAACAUUUAAACAUUUAAAUAUUGUAUCAUUUGAACAUAAAAUAGUCAACAUUUGAUCAAUAUUUGAUUGAAAAAAAUAAAUAAAAAGGAAUAAAUAAAUUAACGAAGGAACCCAACAUAACACUGAACCUGUGCAGCCGACGCUAUUGCAACGGACGCACCAUUACACUGAAUCUGUGCGACGCUCCUGAAACAAACGCACCAUGGUUGAGCUGUCAGUUUUUUUUCCACUCGCGCGUGUUUGAUCGUGUCCGUUUCGGUGUUGGCGGUGUUGGCUGUAUCCUCGUGAUUUGGCAACUUUUGGCGUUAGUUAAGGUGUCCAACGAGCAACCGAAGGAAGUUGGACAGAUCCGCUGAGGGACGGAAUCGGGUCCGCUCCGCAAGGCGAAAAGUUUUAAGCAUCUUUGUAGUGAAGCUGUUUGUUUGCGGAAAAAUCCAACUUGAAGGAGGAAUACGACUGGAACUCGUCUACUUCGUGCGAGGACGGCCAACAUGGACAGCUGGCGCCGAUCUCGGCCGGAUGACGAACCAAGUACGACCGACUGGCGCAUUGGUUCCGGAACUGGCGGUGGGGGCAACGGACUGUCGACGAGUCUGUCCGGGUCUAGCUUGCGGGACAAGUGGUCCAGCUCAACGAGUUGGCGCGAAGAGGAGAGUUUCAUAGGCGAUGGGCCUGGAGGGCGGCCACUGCAUUCGUCGUCAGCGGGCGGUGGCUACAAACCUCGGAUGUCGGCUCUAAGCGGCGGAGAUCUCAACACGAGUGGAGGACCGGGAGGUGGCCUACGGCGUCACUGGGACGCCGAUGAUCAACUGCCGGAGAACCCGUCGGAUUACGGAGGUAGCUUAGACGCGAGUGGACCAUUCCAUGACUCGGACAACGACAUUGACGGGCGGCUGGAGGACGAUGGCGGGAAGGAGAAUCACGUGGAUCAUCGCUAUCACCAUGAACGCAAGGAAGGUUCGUCCGGUGGCAGUUCACGAAGAAGCGUCCCAUCGUCCAAGGAAGGUAGUGCUGCGAAGGAAGACUUGCCCAACCAUGCUGCUUCGUCGGAGAAAGCCUCGGAAGAGGUGGACCCAGGCAGCAAAAAGAAGUCUGAACCGGUACGGAACGCAACGGCGGAUGAAAAGCCUCCAAAAGCCAGCGAAUCGGAAUCCCGGCGUCCCGCACCUGCUGCAACUACUCCCAAAACACCUUGAGCUGAAAAGUGGGACGAGUUGGCAAGGUUGCGAACCCGUUCCCGGUGUUGAAUGACCAGAUCCAAUGAGUGACCGAUCCGGAAUAGCGACGAGGAGUGCUUUUGAGUGAGUAUUGGGAGGGUUAUUAUUUUUUUGCUUGGAAACUUUUACACCGCAGCAACACUCAUUUUUUAUUGUAGAUCAUUGCGAUAUAAAUCUGAUUAGAUUUUUACUCGAUGUUGUUUUUAGGCGUAUUUCCACCGUGAAUUAUGGGGAGCUGCUCGUUAGCGCUCAAGGUCAACCAUCGAACGCAGCAACAGAUCCGGCACCGGCUGUGCUUCGGGAUCGACCGAAAGUAUCACGAGGCCACCUUCGCAGAAGUAAAGCCCCCCAAAAGUAUGUUUAAUUAGGUUUAUGAAUUUUCAGCACCAUUUCAAUAAAUUUUCCUUUUUAUAACAGCAAAUCCAGUCACGUGAAGGCAGAAAUGAUUACUGUGAGGUUCAUUCUGACGAUGGUUGCGCAGAAAAGAAGUCGAUAUCAUGGAGUACCCGAAGUAGUUCCGUAUCUGCGUUUUCUGUCGACAUCAACGAGGAAGAGAAAUCACUGUGACCAAUCAACGGAAGAAACUCAUCAUCUACCGAAGAGGAGCUUUGACAGAUCGAGAGGUUGAAGUUUGAAUUAUGGAAGAAAACGUCGAAAGGAAUCAAACGUUUCGGUGGGAUCGCCGGGACCAAGAAUCAAAAUGAAACUAAAUUAAAUUAAUACAUUAUAAAGUAGGGAGAGAAAAGUGCAAUAAUAACACUAAAAUGUAAUAUAACACUAUUGUAGAUAAUAUAAGAAAUACAGAAAAAAAAACAAUAAAAAUACACUGAAACAUACGGUAUUUAUUAUUUAUUUCAAUGUAAAGGUAUAGUCAAAACAGUACUCUUUAUAAGAGAACUAAUCAUAAAGAACUAUAAAUUUACUGUGGAAUCCUCUGUAAUGCUUGUUGUUUUUAUUAUAAAUGUAUGAUGUUUUCUAUAGUCAGGGCAAGUUUUUAAAUGAAAAAUGCAACAUUAGAUUAACAGUAAAAUGCGUCGUAUUUGGAAAAAAAAUGUAUGGAAAAAUUUCGAAAUUUUUAUGGUACCGGUGCAUAACAACCCCCCUUUUUUAUGGUAAAGUCCCAAAAUACGACGCAAAUUAUCUUAAAAAACGAUACUGUCUACUGUUAAAUCACUGUCAAAAUGACAAUAUAUUUUAUCGUUUUGUAACGUUAAAAUUUACUGUAAGUUCAUCAGAAAUCUUUAU
Molecule: messenger RNA, 2493 nt
Organism: Culex pipiens pallens (northern house mosquito)
Lineage: Eukaryota; Metazoa; Arthropoda; Insecta; Diptera; Culicidae
Product: GIGYF family protein Gyf-like
Exons: 2
Coding region: 523-1227 (234 amino acids)
Source: RefSeq, a predicted model, not a curated record